This is a messenger RNA of Prunus dulcis (almond), 915 nucleotides long. RefSeq lists its product as uncharacterized. NCBI's taxonomy places the organism in Eukaryota, Viridiplantae, Streptophyta, Magnoliopsida, Rosales, Rosaceae. The record is from RefSeq and is a predicted model, not a curated record. The coding region runs from base 1 to 915 and encodes 304 amino acids. The transcript is spliced from 2 exons.
AUGCUUAGGCAGGCUGAGGACGAACCCCUUCGGGAAUAUGCAGCUCGGUUCAGUCAUGAAUACUCCCGCUGCCCAGACACUGACGAUCGCGCUGCCUUCGGCUCUUUUAAGAGCGGCCUCCGCGAAUCCAACUUCCGCUACCUGGUUCAUAGCAAUAGUUGGAACACAUACACAGAGCUAAUGAAGCAGGCGGCGAUCCAUGCUAAGGCUGAAUACUUCAAUUCCAAGCGUGGCCCAGCCAACCUAGCGCGCAACACUUUCGCCGACCCUCCACCUGCUCCAACACUCGCCCCAGCCCCACCUCGGCAUUCUACCCCUACCCCGAGUGCCCAGGACAACCAACAACAUAAGCGGAAGGAUAGCUACCAGCAUCCCUUCGGCAAUAACAAACGUGGCAGACAUGGCAACCACCACCAUUCUAGCGGAGGCAAUCCUCCUAAGACUAGUGAUCGGGCCCCCCUUCCCUUCACACCCAGGCCCAGCGGCCAUGACACUGAGUCUUGUGUUGCGUUGCGCAACAUAAUUGAAGGGCUCAUCAGGGAAGGGAAGCUGGACAACUACGUGCGCAACAUACCAGCCCCGCCUAACCCUCACCAGCGCCAAAUCAACAUGAUCUCCACCAUCAGCGGAGGCCCUACCCUGGCCGGCACCUCCAACAACUCCAUCAAACAUUAUGUCCGCUCCACCUAUGCGCACCAGGUCUUCAGCACCGAGCAGGGACGCUUGCCGAAGACCCACAGGUCUGGCUGGGCCCCCAUUACCUUCUACGAGGAGGAGGAGCGUGGUGUUAUCCUCCCCCAUGACGAUCCACUCAUUAUCCGGGCUGACAUUUCUAACUUCGACGUUGGGCGUAUACUGGUGGACACUGGCAGCUCAGUCAGUGUGAUGUUUGCCGAGGCCUUCAAUGAACUCUAG